Drechmeria coniospora is the source of this 1383-nucleotide messenger RNA. RefSeq lists its product as uncharacterized. The coding region runs from base 1 to 1383 and encodes 460 amino acids. NCBI's taxonomy places the organism in Eukaryota, Fungi, Ascomycota, Sordariomycetes, Hypocreales, Ophiocordycipitaceae. The record is from RefSeq and is a predicted model, not a curated record. The transcript has 3 exons.
AUGAAGUUCGUCACAAGCAAUAACGUCUAUGCAUGGGCAGUACUGCUCAUUUCUACGAGCCUUGCCUACAACAUUCAUCGCCGAACCCCCUACUAUGAUCCCCCUCAGGAGUGUGCCUUUGUUGUCACAGCAGUAGGGACGACGUUGAAGCACGAUGUCGCCUCUCAAAGUGAAGACGGCAAGCUAUGGCUGAAUAGAGAUGGACCGCCAGUGGUGUUGUACCUCAAAGCAUCCAAAAUCACAGACUCUCGCGGGAUAAAUUGCGCAGCAACAGCAGCAGAGAGCUCAGGUUUUGCGUGCUGCAAUACCAACAAUGCAUUGCCCGGAAGUUUCUCCAUAGAACCCUCUCUCACUCUGCUUUACAACAAUGUAGCGCAGUUCUAUGCAUGCUUUGCCCAAGACACUGGGUUCUACGGCAUCUAUGCGCAACCUGGAGACGGUCAGGUAGGGUGUGUCCCAGUCAUUCUUAAAACGAACACAACUUGUACGGCAGGUGAAAUAUCGCUCUCGAAGCCUCCAGCAACGAAGAUAUGGCAAACUGUCACCGUCACAGACCGUGCUAUUCAAACAGUCACGCUGUCUACAACCGUUUGUGAACAAUCGACCAUCACUUUUGUCAAGUCCGUCCACACCAAGCGAUCCGACCAUGAUCACCAUCCGAAGCCGAGGAACCUAUCAAUUUCGAAGCAUAGCAGCAGCUUGGUGAAACGGGCCGGCGAGCUUGACCGCUCAUGGCGGUAUGUAAACGAGGAACAUCGCUCGCACUGGGUGCAGCAGAACGAUAUCAGGACCUUUCCGCUAGACAUGAACACGGAUGGCUUUUUCGCUACGAGCGAGUAUUAUGGAUGUACCGUCAUUGUCUUUGUGGGCAGAGGGAGCAUCACCAUCGCCCACCUCCCAGAAGGGAGCGGCAGCACUUGCGCUUUGGCAAGCGUUGCCCAAACAGAACGUUACAUCAACGACCAGCUGUUUAUUCGGAUGACGCGCCCAGGCACAGAUCAAGCCUGUGAUGACCUCUACGUCAUAAUCACCGGUAGUGUGCGAGAGAGCGCGGCCAACAGCGGCGUCAAAGCUCUCAAAGACUUCAUCAUGGAUGAAUACGGGGUCACUCCCGGAAAUCUCCGCUACAUCUUCUACGAGCCCGGUGAGCCGACGGCCGAGUUCGGUAGCGGCAAUAACCAAAUGAUUCACCCCGUCAGAGGAAGGUCGUUCUUCAAGUGGUCUGCAUUUGGGACGCACGGCAUCAUGGCAAUCUACCUUGGUCACGAGACACCGCGGCUGACAGCCUACUUCAACAGCGACUGGACGCCUGCGCCCGGCGGUCCGACCUUUGGUCUUUCUCCUGCUACCACAGAUGGCCACGGUAAUGUCCAGUCAGCAUGA